This is a messenger RNA of Closterium sp. Naga37s-1, 1530 nucleotides long. NCBI's taxonomy places the organism in Eukaryota, Viridiplantae, Streptophyta, Zygnematophyceae, Desmidiales, Closteriaceae. The record is from the annotation of a GenBank genome assembly.
AUGUUCCCUUCACUGGAUAACACUAGUGCGAGUGCUUUAGUGCCUGUGCCAUGCACACACACCACCACUUGCCCUGCCACCACCACCACAUCGCCAUCUCUUUCUAUCUCUCCUGUUCACAUUGUUCCUCAUUGCGCAUCCAAGUUCACACUUCCUCGUUUUUCACCAUCACCACACACACUGAAUUCGUCCCCAAUCUCUUUCCCUUUCCCCACUUCCUCCCCUUCCUCCCCUUUCGCCCCCUUCCUCCCCAUCCUCUUUCUCCCCGCCACCAACUUGCACCUCUCUGCAUGCAGGUGCGCAGAAGCAGGGCAUGAGCACGCAGCAGCUGAGCAGCCUACUAGAGCCAUACUACUGGCAGUGGGGGCACGACUGGCGGUAGCAGGGGCAGCGGCGGCAGCAGCAGGAGGAGAAGCAGAAGCGGCAGUGGGACACGGCGUAAGGGGAUGGCAAGCCCUGCAGCACCUCGUUCGCCUCCUCCCCGACCCCGCCACCCUGCCUCUCUCCACCCACCUGCUCUUCCACCUGCUCUCACACGCCUGCCUCUGCGCCAUGCCGCGCUCCUCCCUGCUCUUCCUCUUCCAAGCUGCCGAACACACCGCCUCACGAGGGAUGUCGGGGUUGAAAAGCAUCGUUUCCCCUCCCCAUCCACCAUAUCCAAGUGAGUGCAUGCUGCCACCACAUCCUUUCUCCCACAUCCCUUCCCCCACAUCCCUUCUCCCACAUCCCUUCUCCCACAUCCUUUCUCCCACCUCCCUUCUCCCACCUCUCUUCUCCCACAUCCCUUCUCCCACAUCAUAUCAGGCUUCACGGUUCAGACGCUCACGACUCCCCCUCCGUCCCCUCCUUUCUCCUCCGUUCCCGUCUCUUCCCGUCCCUUCCCGUCCCUUCCCGUCUUUUCCCGUCCCUUCCCGUCCUUUCCCGUCCCUUCCCUCCUCCUCCUCCUCCCUCUCCCUUCCCUUCCCGCUCUCCCCACUUGAGCUUCUCCCUGUCAACGGUGAUCGCAACGCGGCAGCAGCGUCGGACGAGGGCACGGGCCCCAUGCGGACCUCUCGUUCCUCCCUAGCGGCGCGCUCUCCUUCGUCCCCAUCCUCUGCCGCCUCUCGCCCCACUCCCGUCACUACUGGAGAUGAACGCGUGUGGGCCCAGCCACUUGCUGCCGCUGCCGCAGCUGGCCUCCCAGCGGGAAGAGAAGAUGGGGAGCAGGAUGAAGAGCUGCUGACAAGGGAGGGGAUGAAGCUCACGCCAGCUGGCCUCCCAGCGCCGGCAGCACCUCCUGCAGCUCUGCCCGCCCUGCCUGCACAUGCUCCCAUUCUCCCCUUCACACACUCCCGUUCACUUUCACCCAACCUGCACUUGCUGCCUCCCACCAACCUGGUCAUUCCCCAUCCGCCUCCCUCCUACUUCCCUCUCAUACUCUGCAUUCUUUCUCAUUCACCCCUCCAACCCCUCCCCCCUUUUCUCCCUUCCCCCCAUCAGUUGCAGCGCCCUGCCGCCCUCCAACGACACCAGAUCUGGACGUUACGGUAA